AUGCCUCCUCUUCUGCCCUUCCAACACGGGCCAGAGGAAUUCCUCUUAACAAGGAUAUUCAAGAUGCAAAUAAGUAACGAGAACAAUUUACUUGAAUUCACACGGUCACUCUCUCCCUUUAAGGAGGCCAGGCUCUGGGACCCCAACAACCCAGCACAUUUUACUUCGGCGCGCAAGGGACACCGGCACAUCGAGUCUCAACAUAAAAAAAACACACUAGCGGGAUAUCGUGGCGAGAUAAUAUAUAAGAUGGUUCUGACUGGAACCGUUCUUUGGAUGGUGGUUGGGGCGGUAUGGGCACAGCCGGGCAACUUAUACGAAGAACAUUUUCCCCCUAUCCACCCUAACUGCACACAGAGUCUCACAGACCUCCUUCUGCUGCGUCAAGAAAACAGGCUAUCGGAGCUGAAGUUGGCAGAGGAGGUGUCAACGGUUGUCCUGAGGGAGGCGGUGCAGAUUUUGACUGACAUCAGGAAUUCCAUGACCGGAAAUCCAUGGGCAGAAAGCACCGUUUCGAGCAGCAGAAGUCCAACGCCGGCCCCAGGAUCGUGCUCAGGCAACUUCGUUAACAUCGGAGGCACUUGCCUGUAUCUUGCCACGGACACCGACGUGGUUUGGGGAACAGCUCGCCAGUUCUGUCAGGAUCUGGGAGGAGAUUUGGCAACAUUCCGAGAUGCCAAUGCCUAUGCUGAAACUCUCACAUAUAUUAAAAAUCUAGCCCUGGCCCGGACCGCCAACGUAUGGAUAGGUGGUUAUGACCAGAUUGCGGAGGGAAAUUGGAUAUGGAUCACAAAGGAAGCGAUGCCAAGGGGAUCGCCUUUCUGGGGCGCGAUUGGUUUCGGCCGAGAGCCCCGGGGCGGAUUAGGGGAGAACUGCGCCAUCUUAUAUGGAGUGGACGAUUUCAUGAUCCAUGACGCCCCUUGUACAUGGAAGUGCAAGCCACUCUGUCAGAUCAUGCAUUCUUAGACCUGGCCAGCGCUGUUCUGAUGCUGCUCUUAAUCUUGAUUGUGAGUUAACAUAUUUUUAGCAAAGCUAUGUCAAUAAAAGAAAGUUUUAAGUUGAGAAAUCUAUGUCACCAAUAAUUUAAUUACCUAAAAUGUACGUAAUGUUGACAAUGUCAUGUAAUAUCACCUUGUUCAAAUUUGCCUGCACACUUUUGUUAAGUCAUAUGAUCUGUAUUUUCCUUGAGUAUUUUGCUACAAGUCUGGUAAGCAUCGUACUACUGUGGCAACCUAUUUUACUGUUACAUUUGUCAAACAUUAUUUUCUUGUACUUCCCCGUGAUGUUCUAUUCUAUUGAUUUCUAUUAAAAUGUCACCAACAGCUUGAUAUAUAAAAUAAAUACAAUGUAUUGGAAACAAAUCAUGAAUGUGAACUAUAAUGUGUAUUACUUAUGACAA
Molecule: messenger RNA, 1399 nt
Organism: Penaeus indicus
Lineage: Eukaryota; Metazoa; Arthropoda; Malacostraca; Decapoda; Penaeidae
Exons: 7
Coding region: 1-966 (321 amino acids)
Molecular function (GO): signaling receptor activity
Source: RefSeq, a predicted model, not a curated record